Messenger RNA from Symbiodinium natans, 2238 nucleotides. NCBI's taxonomy places the organism in Eukaryota, Dinophyceae, Suessiales, Symbiodiniaceae. The record is from the annotation of a GenBank genome assembly.
AUGGGUGCUUACAACAGCUGCAGCUGCAAGCGUGCCCAGGACUGUUGUCAAGGCGAAGCUGACUGCCGCGAUGCCAGAACGAGACCAAUGGCGGAUUUGGAGUACGCUGAUGAGUCUGACGAUGAGAAUCUGCUGAUCUCGCGAAAAGGCACUCGUGCCAAUUCAGGACUCCGCACUGGGCUGGAGGCCACGUCAGCCCUCCGGGCCCAGAUGAAGUCAUUGGCUCAAGCGCUGAAGAAAGGUGACAUACGCCUGGUUCGUGCGGAGUACCUUUACACGCUGAAAGCUGGGAAGCUGCCCUUCCCCCGACGCCAGGAAGCAGAGCCUGAGUACUGCAUCUGCAAAGGAAAACAGGAAUCGGCAUUGGUGACCCAUGAGGAGGUGGCCGACUGGUCAGAGGGUCGCAAGCCGGCAGUGAUUUGCUCGAUUUCGCAUUGCUGGGAAAGCAGGUUUCACCCAGACCCGUGCGGAUACCAGCUGGAGAAGAUUGUGGACUGCAUCUCGCUCUAUGAUGCAGCCUAUGACGACGACAUCUGGGUGUUCUAUGACUAUGUGUCGGUGCUUCACUUCCCUAACACGUGGAAUAAUUCAAAAGGCUACAUGCACAAACUCUUCUCUCAUGAGUGCAGUCUUACGCUUAUUGUCGAGGGUCUCACCCCGGAGACGGUCUGGCAAGCAAAGCGACACGUGCCGAUUUACGAUCAGCUGACAGGCCAAGUGGAGAGGGUCAACAUGAACAACCUCAAACAAAAUCGCAUCCCCUAUUUCGAGCGAGGGUGGUGCAGAGCUGAAGUCGAGUGGUCCAUUAUGCGAGGCAGGCCUGCCCAGCAUCAAUGGGUUGACUCUCAUGCUUGCAGUCGAUACAGAGUGCCUAUGACGCCGGAGUCAUUCAAGACCUGGAUGGCGGACGCCAAGUUCAAAGAUGAAGCGGACAAGGAGUUAUUGACCCAUCUCCACAAGCAGAUUUACAAGGCCAAGUUCGUGCACAGCCAGGAGGCCGUCUUCGAGCACGUUCCAGCAAGCGAGGUCAGCAAGCUCGCUGCAGAGCUGACGAAAGUAAAGCAACUGAGGGCGCUAAGAAUUCGGAAAGUUGAAGUUGGCGAGAAGGAGGCCCAGGAAUUGGGAGAGGCACUGGUCUCUCUCGAAGCUCUCGAGGAAGUUGAGAUCAGGCUUGCAGGCGACUCAGAUGGCACGGCAAUGGCCAAGGCCCUUUCGGAUGUUCUGAAGCACACAGCCAGCAUCACGCAGAUAGACUUCGCAAGCAAGGACAUCAGUGAUGCCGGGGUUAAGUCCCUCUUGGAAGUUCUGAAGCACAACGCCACUGUCACGAAGAUAUGUCUGACGAGAGCUGAGGAUGCUUUUGGGCUGUGUGCUGUGCGACCGGAGGCACCUUUGAAGAAGCUGCCCCCGAAGGCCGAGGAGGAAGGCGGAUUCAAGCGCAACGAGGCCCUUGCGGAAGCUUUCAAGCACACCUGCGCUAUUACCUGCAUAGAUCUGAGUGGCGAUUCCAUGGGUGACAGUGGGGCUGAGGCCCUGGCAGACGCCCUGAGGCAGAACUCGGCCAUCACACACAUAGAUCUUCGUGGCAAUUCCAUCGGUGACAGUGGGGCUAAGGCCCUUGCGGAAGCCCUGAAGCAGAACUCCACCGUCACGUACAUCAACCUCCGUGACAGUUCCAUCGGGGACACCGGGUGUAAGGCUCUUGCCGAUGCUCUGACUCAUGCCACUAUCAGAAUCACUGCGAUCUUGCUCGACAUGAAUUGCAUUGGUGACGAUGGGGCCAAGGCUCGGGCGUGCCAGACGCUCCGGACUGCAAACGCAACUACGUGGCUCCAAACUGGCACUCUGUUGUUGGAGCUUUGCAAUCAGGCUCUCGCAGCAGCUUCGGCGCACAACACGACCAUCACCAUGAUAUCUCUUGGGUACAACCGCAUCGGUGCCGCUGGCAUCCAGGCUUGGGUGUUUCAGAUGUUCCGGUCGUGCCGUGCAGCCUUAUCAUGGACCUCCUGUCAGGCCCUGGCAGACGCCCUGAGGCAGAACUCGGCCAUCACACACAUAGAUCUUCGUGGCAAUUCCAUCGGUGACAGCGGGGCUAAGGCCCUUGCGGAAGCCCUGAAGCAGAACUCCACCGUCACGUACAUCAACCUCCGUGACAGUUCCAUCGGGGACACCGGGUGUAAGGCUCGGGGUUUUGAGGUAUUUCGAUUGCACUUGGCUGUGCAAUGGCCUUGGUGCUGA